GAGGGCGGUGCUUUUGAUGAAUUUCGAUAAAAUAUAUCUGGGGUACGGCGAUCGAAGUUAUGACUUAGCGCGAGGAAGAUUAAAAAAUGUAAAUAGCCAACUCGCUAAAAAGAUAUGUUAUUAAUUUAGCGAAUAUAUGCUGUUUUAGGCAAAUUUAAUUCGUCUGAGAUAUUUAUUCUUGGUGAUACUAGAAACAGCAACCGAUAAUGACGUACGGCGGGGAUUAGCGCUGGGCAGUGCGCAUGGUUAACAUGGGAUUGCAGACCGUUAUAAUCUGGUGUUCUGUAUGAAAACUGCGUUUUGUGCUUGUCAUUUGAAUGAAAACACUGUAAACUGCAAACUGUUUGUGGAUAUAUUAAAUCGACUGGAUGAUAACAUUUGGGAGACUGGUCAAUGUGCAGUUUCGCACUAAAACCGGCAUAAGCAAACAUUACUGUUGAAGUCACCGAGAAUAUAAAGCAGACUAAUAUGAACAUAAUGAGAAAAACUUGAUACGUAAUGGAUACGUUGUAGGAAUAAACAUUGCUUUUGAAUUGCAAAUUGAUUUCCUUUUGAAAACUCCACAAUGGAUAAAAUUGCCCGUACUGAUUGGAAAAGGCAUUCAGCGCCGUAUGAUUAUACAUUCGAUUUCACAGUUUACAAUACGCCUGUAGAUGCUGUGGUCGACCAGGCUAUGCAAGCUUUUACAGCAGACGCCGGACAACAGAAAACUUCAACCAUUGGUAGAGAACGCAAGAAGAGCACGUGCGUUGUUGAUCCGGAGAAGACGGAAUUAUCUACUGAUCAGUACACCCCCGGUGUUCUUAAAGUUUUCGGGGAAACGAUUUUUCCGGGAGUUCAGUAUAAAAGUGUUCUAGCAUCUUGUCGUUCAACCGCUCAGGAACUCGUCAAAGAAGCGCUUGAACGAUUCGGACUUUCUGCAGAGGACUACGAAAGAUUUGUGUUAUGCGAUGUGGUAGGCAGAUACGAACAUGACGUUUGUGAAUCGCGGGACACAGAGAUUGACGUGCCAAAAUCUGAUAAAUGGGAUAGAGUCUUUACUCGUAUGCUUGCCGAUCGUGAUAAGCCUUUACUAUUGCAGAAGUUUUGGAAGCCUAUUGACGGUUAUAGCAGACGAUACGAACUGCAUGAGCGCGCGCACGUGACCGAUGUAACAGACGACGAUGAUACUUCCGGUCUAAAUCAGAAUGCUCGAAAGAUUUUGAUAUCAAAACUUCGACCCGGUGCUAUUCCGUUAUUCGAUGCUUCCAGUUUAGACCGUGAUUCAGAUGGAUUAAAACUAAAUGUGAAUACAUGUAUUAUCGGAAAACGUAUGGCAAAUUUGGGAAGUCAUGUCACAAAUGGACAUACUCAAACUAAGAAAAUGUGUUCAGCGGAACAGGAUACCGCCAUUCCGUCGAAACAUCCAUUUUUCGUAAACAUUAGAGGAUUUGAUGUUGAAAAGGAUAGAACAAUAUAUGUAAUAAAAUCAAAAAGGUUUACGUUUGGAAAUCCAAACUUACGGAACCAACAUGCUGCAGACGACACCCCAAAGUUUUCACUUUUCGCGCCUGAUAUAGAACCCAUCCAUUGCAAUGUCAAGGUCUAUAAGUUUAAGAAAAGUAAUGGCGUCAGUGAUUCGGUAAAUGACCGAAAUAAUUAUUUUCUUGAACUUGAGCCUUUGGUAGAAAAUGUGUGUGUUAACGGGCAUAGAAUCCAUGGUAAAAUACUAGUGAAAAGUGGAGAUAUUAUAAAUAUAGGAAUUUACUAUGUGUUGUUGUUCAAGGAUUGUAGCAAGGGUAAUGAUAUCCCUUUAUCGUUACCAUGGUUACCUGUACCAGAUAUGUCAGACGACAAUGAGGUUGAUAACUCAGACCUUAAACUAAACCUUGCUAAUGGCGAAGACGAAUCAAACUCAAACACUGACGAAUCUGUUGACGCUUCCAUAGCAGAGAGAAUGUCAUUCGCUUACACUAAAGAAAAAGAAGAAGAACUAGUGAAAUAUAUUUGUGCAAUAAUUCAACAACAGAACACAUGUAAGACUUAUUCUCUUACUGUGGCGUUCCUGUUCAGCAUGUGUAUAGAACACGCAAGUCGCAAGUUCGAUCGACGUCAGCUAAAACACCUCUUCUUACGGAUUCUCUUCACGGUCCGUGAAAAUGUGGCUGAAACCGCAAAGUCAUUAUCCGCAUGUAAAUUCUCAUGUACUUUACUAGAUGCAUCUCUGCCGCCGUCAGAUAGAGACCGGAAGCUAGAAAGACUGCUGCUGUGGAUUUCAAACUGUGUUCAACUUCUACUCUUCCUCAAGCAUACUUUCCAGCUUCCAGAACUUCCGCUGUCAGAUCGAGGCUCCGUUAGAGGGCGUGAUGACAAAGCGUCCAGAAAAGAAGAGAACGCUAAACAUGCUCUAGGUCAGCUAGUAACGGGGUUGGAAGAAAUCAUCAUGUUCUGUUUUCAGCAGUGUGUCUAUACAAUCACGAAGGCGUUGCACCCAGUACUACCAGCGCUCCUAGACAGCAACCCAUUCAGUGACGCAAACUCGGAGCAGUGUUCAAUGGAAGAUGUGAUCCGUAUGUUUGAAAGAUUAGCGGAAGUGACGCAUUCUGUGAUGUUGCACGAGGGAAUCACGCGACAACUAUUCACCUACCUGUUUUUCUUCACCAACACGAAUAUAUUUAAUAAACUUAUUGUUGAUGAGUCCGGUGUACGGUAUUACAACUGGCAAUGUGGUGUGAGAGUUCGAGCCAAUCUAAGUCAGCUGGAAGACUGGGCCACUCAGAAUGGUCUCGAGGACGAGUUCAGUCAGAUGUUUGAGCGUCUGCUGGCCAUGUCGGAGCUUCUAGCUACAUCCAAAAAUACUCUAGUCAAGUACCAGUGGCCAAUGAUGAAGACCCACUACCAGCCUUUGAGCCCCGGUCAGCUACACCAUAUACUGUCACACUACCAGAUGAAUGGGAAAGCCACACCUGUUAUCUGGACACCGUCCCAGGAAGAGAUGGAACAGAUCCGUGAAGAAGAUAUUCAGCAACUUCCGUUGUCCAACCAUCCUCCAUUUGCACUACCUGACAACUGUGGAGUGGUUGACCUGAUUCGGUCACCAGAAGACACUUCCUUCUGGAAUCAUCUGCGACGCCUGAAGUCACUCUACGGUGUUACUGAAGACGACAGUGACAGUGGAUUUAGUAUAAGUAACACCCCGCGUGGUUCUUGCAGUGCGACGACAAAAAGUGACUUUGCCGAGCCUUUCUUUGAACAAGAGAAUAAAGAAAUGGCAGACGAAAACGAGACAAGUGAACGCCGGGCAAGUCAUCCGGAAUCUUCUCUGAUGAUGUUAUUACAAAAACAAAAGAGCAGAAUACCUGUCAAAAAGUGUAACACAAAUCCCUGGUCUUUCAAAGUUCCUAAACCAGGCACGGGUGUUUGUAACUGUGCAAAUGUACCAGCAGACGAACUUGCAACAUCCGGUACUUUGGCGUCUGAUCUGAUGAAAGAAGAACAUCGAGAACAGCCGGAAUCAAACGAACAUAGUAAAGAUCCAAGGGAAACGAAUACAGUUCGUGCGAAGUCAUCUGAAAGAAGAGCUCAGAAUAACGCUCAGGUGGCAUGUAAAACGGAACAGAAAGGGAAACAGUUAGUGCAAAGAUACCAAAAAAGUGUACCUUCCGGUAAUGUAGCAGACUGUUCAGCCAGAACUUUACCAAAGUCUCUCCAAAUUAAGGAAAGGAAUAAGCUGAAACAGUUACAAAGCCGAAUAAGUCAAGCUCAUAGUUUUAGUGUUGACGAUUUACCUCUACGUUUGUUGAAACACAGACCAAGUGCUUCGUUUGAAGAAGCCAUAGAACGCGGGUACACUUCUGACACAUAUCACAGCAAAAGUGCAAGUAUAAGCGAGGCAGAAGAAGACACUUUGACAAAAGAAAAGACACAAGAAGUUAAGCCAGAGGUGAAAACUCGAGUACCUCGCAACGGCAUAAGGAGACACAAGUCUCUUGUAACGGAUAGCGUUUCAAGUGACGAAGUUUUCCAUAGUGAAAACAACAUAGACAAUUUAUAUAAGGAUUACCUAAGUGAUAUUAAUGCACAACCAUUGCCCAACAAAAUGUCUUUCAAACCUUUACCUACCUCAGUUAAUCCUCAGCUCAAACUCCGAACUAAUGCACAGAAAAUGACAUCUGUUAGCUUUGAACCCGAAUCUCGCAGGUCUUCUAUUGAACUUACAAGAGACGACCUGUUUAUAAGCAAUGCAAACCAUUUGAAAAGGGCAAAUACAGGAAUUGAUGAUGACGGUGCAGACGACAUAUUUGAACCGGAAACCAGUGAAGCAUUUCCGGGUGAACUUUUCACAGAGGUCAACGAGAGUACAUUGGCUGCGCUGAAGAGACAUGGUAGCUCACUGAAUGUUGCUCCUUCGUCAGAAAAUAGUCCGAGAACUGUAUCUUAUGAACAAGUUUCAGAGGUACUUGGAUCUGACGAGAAGAAGAGAAUGUCUCCUUGUCCACUUUUUACAGUGUACUUAAAAAGAGGCGACACUGGACUUGGCCUAGGACUUAUCGAUGGCUUGCACACGCCGCUCCGUCUUGCCGGAAUCUACAUACGUAAAAUUCUACCAAAUAGUCCAGCCGCCCUGAACGGAUGUUUACAAAUUGGGGACCGGGUCCUGGCAGUGGACGGUAAAAGCGUUAUAGGUGCUAGUUACCAAAGCACGAUGAACGCUAUCAAAGAUGCAGGGGAUACAUUGACAUUACUGGUUGCUAGGGGCAACGAAUCAAUGGCGAGAAAAGUUAGCGUUUCUCAAGUUUAGGCGUAUUUAUUUACAGCUAUAGAUACCAUUUUAGUGGUGUAGAGUUAUUAUAAAAAAAAUCAAUUCCAGAAAAGACACAUAUUCUAUAGAGAAUUCAAAAUAUAUUAAUUA
Mercenaria mercenaria is the source of this 4891-nucleotide messenger RNA. RefSeq names its product ras-associating and dilute domain-containing protein-like. Bases 566 to 4780 code for a protein of 1404 amino acids. The transcript has 13 exons. Gene Ontology annotation, molecular function: GTPase binding. The record is from RefSeq and is a predicted model, not a curated record. Gene Ontology annotation, biological process: signal transduction. NCBI's taxonomy places the organism in Eukaryota, Metazoa, Mollusca, Bivalvia, Venerida, Veneridae.